Messenger RNA from Tinamus guttatus (white-throated tinamou), 940 nucleotides. The record is from RefSeq and is a predicted model, not a curated record. Lineage: Eukaryota; Metazoa; Chordata; Aves; Tinamiformes; Tinamidae.
AUGAGGAGUUGUUUGCCCCAGAACGUCUACCUCGUGCUAGGAGUCAGCUCUGCAGAACGUGCCAAAGCUUUUGUGCGACUCAUGAUAGUAUUUUUCUCUUUUUUGUUUUCCCAGGUUCCUGUUGCAUGUAAAUCGUGUCCCUGUGGCUAUAUAUUUAUUAGUCGAAAGCUCCUGCAUGCUAAGCGUUCUGAGAGAUUGCCACCCAUCACAGAAAACAAGAGUGAGGCCAAAAGGAGACGGACAGAGAGAGUUAAGCGAGAGAAGAUAAAUUCUGCGGUAAAUAAGGACUUAGAAAACCGAAAGAGAUCAAGGUCUAACAGCCAUUCAGAUCAUAGCAGGCGAGGAAGAGGAAGACCUAAGAGCGCCUCAGCCAAAAAGCACGAGGAAGAAAGAGAGAAACAAGAAAAAGAAGUUGACAUGUAUGCCAACCUUUCAGACGAAAAGGCCUUCGUGUUUUCAGUGGCCUUGGCGGAAAUAAACAGAAAAAUUAUCAAUCAGAGACUUAUUCUGUAACUUGUAAGCACAAUCUGUUGCAUUUAUAUGCAGAACGGCUAGCACAUUUCCAAGGUGUAAUGGAUGCUGAGGAAGUAUGUUGUCUGCACCAACAAGGACCACAGUAUUUCCUGUUAAAAUUCAGCUGCUCUCCUUGGAAUUUGGAUUCUGUCUCCAAGUCAGAACAAGUGUUCCCAAGAUUGUGUCUGAACAAUACAGAAAUAAAACAGCAAGGAGAAGUUUUAUGCCUUGAAGUUGAGUGCUAGAUGAAUGCACAGAGAGACUGCACCCAUUCCAGAGCACUUCUUUUAGAUUUGCCGCCAGAAAUGCAAUAUUUUAAAUACUUUCAGAAAUAAAUGAUUUUUCUUUUAAAAUAUAUAUUUCAGAUUUUUCAACUAUAUUACAGUUUACAUAUGUACAGUUCACUUUUUAAUAAAUUGAUAUUCCA